Molecule: messenger RNA, 521 nt
Organism: Ipomoea triloba (trilobed morning glory)
Lineage: Eukaryota; Viridiplantae; Streptophyta; Magnoliopsida; Solanales; Convolvulaceae
Product: cysteine-rich and transmembrane domain-containing protein B-like
Exons: 4
Coding region: 73-309 (78 amino acids)
Cellular component (GO): plasma membrane
Source: RefSeq, a predicted model, not a curated record
CCACUUGCCUGGUGCCCCGAUCAAAUCAGUUUCGGAUCAGAUCGGAUCUUCUUCAAUUCAUCGAUUUCCAGCAUGAGUCAGAAUCCUCAUCAAGCAGCACCUGGAACGGCGGCGUUUCCGUACUCACAGCAGCCGCCGCAGCCGCAAGGUGGAUUUUCUGCGCCGCCGCCGCCGGGAUAUCCCGUCAGAGAUGGCGAAGCCCGCAGCGAGCCUUCUGUUCCCGCGCAAACUCAGUCCAGGGGUGACGGCUUCUGGAAGGGCUGUUGUGCGGGACUGUGUUGCUGCUGUGCAUUGGAAGCUUGCUUUUGAAGGGCGAAUGAAUACACAGAUGGACAGUCAUACAGGAAACCACCACUUCUAUACAUGUAUGAGAGUGCGUGGUCCCUUCGAUUUACUUUGUAUCCAUGAUUGACAAUAAGGUUCUUAUAAUAGAACAAUAUUUUUUGUUUUUAUGUUGUGUGAAUAUUUAGAUUGGGUGAUUGUUGAUUUUGAACAUUAUGCAUAUUUUGAUGGUUUUUAUU